Molecule: messenger RNA, 3488 nt
Organism: Anopheles darlingi
Lineage: Eukaryota; Metazoa; Arthropoda; Insecta; Diptera; Culicidae
Product: aminopeptidase N-like
Exons: 5
Coding region: 39-3194 (1051 amino acids)
Biological process (GO): peptide catabolic process; proteolysis
Cellular component (GO): cytoplasm
Molecular function (GO): metalloaminopeptidase activity; peptide binding; zinc ion binding
Source: RefSeq, a predicted model, not a curated record
GGUAUUGCCAGUUUUCGCAUGGCAGCCCACUGGUUAAGAUGAUGGGGAAGACAUACUAUUUUUUCCCUACAAAAGUUAUUGAGUUAAGCUUUUCAUUCGUGACUUGUAUGUUUAUUGUGUUACUAGUGCAGGUAGUAGCGCAAAAUGGUGAUCAAAACUUUCGUUUGCCGAAUGACACGUACCCAAUAAGAUAUAACGUCGAAAUAACCACCAGAAUACACGACGAUUCAAUCGGUUCACAUCGAUUUAGCUUUGAAGGCAAAGUGACGAUUCAGCUGAAGACCAAGGAAAACAGAUCAACGAACAGUAUCACAUUAAACUAUCGUGAAAUAGAUAUUAUUCAUGUGCGGUUAUGGUAUCAGCAGGGAGGUUGGGAGCGGAUCAUUAUAAAUGAUAAUUAUAGUUAUACGUUGGAUUCGCGACGAGAGUUUUUACACAUUAAUUCUCCGCAAGCGCUGGAAGGAUUAUACUAUUUAGAAAUAACCUACAACGGUACUUUACGUGAAGACAAUGCCGGUUUUUAUAGAUCAUCGUAUACAGAUGGGGAUGGAGAGGUAAAAUGGUUGGCAGCAACACAAUUUUCAUCGACAGACGCGAGACACGCUUUUCCCUGUUAUGAUGAACCUGGCAUAAGAGCUCCGAUUGGGUUACGUGUUGUACACGGUGUUGACUAUUCAGUACUCUCAAAUGGACGACCGAUUGAUAUUCGUAAUGACUCCAGGGAAGGACUACUUGUAACAACUUUUGAGGAUACGCCACCAAUGCAGACGUAUAUACUGGGCAUUGUAGUGAGCAACUUUCAGGAAACGUCGUACAAUGGUUAUCUCAGGCACAAGGCGUUCAAUCGUCCAAAAGCGUUUGGGAAAGAAGACACAAAAUUCAUUCUAGAAGCGGGCUUUGAAACCCUAAAUUUUUUAGAGCAGUUCUUAGAAAUUGAUCUAAUACUACCCAAGAUUUAUCACGUAGCCAUACCUGAUUUUGCAGCUGGUGCGAUGGAAAACUAUGGUUUGAUAACGUACAAGGAAGAAAAUUUCUUUUACGACUACGAGACAUCCCCAAUGAAGCAAAAGAAAAAAAUUGCUACGAUUGUCGGUCACGAAAUCGGACACCAUUAUUUUGGAAAUUAUGUUUCUCCAGCAUGGUGGAGUUAUCUGUGGAUGAAAGAAGGAUUCGCUAGGUUUUUCGAAUAUUACGCAUCAAAUAAGGUCUUUCCAGAGCUCGAAAUAGAACAAACGUAUACAGUAGAUAAAACACAUAAUGUUUUUGAGAUGGAUUCUCUAAUUGCGGUGCGCCCAAUGACUUACUAUGUCAAUACUCAAACUGAAAUUGCUAACAUAUUUGAUGAUAUUGCGUAUGACAAAGGUGGAGCCGUACUCCGCAUGUUCCAUCAUGCUAUUGGAAAAGAGGCUUUCCGACGAACAUUAAUCAAUUUCCUUCAGACAAAUGCCCUACAAGCCGUGAAUCCUGAACAGUUUGCGAAAACUAUGCAAAAAGUAAUGGAUUUAUUGCCAAUUCCUCACAUAUCAAUGCCAACCGCCAACGAACUUCUAAAAUCCUGGACUGAACAAGCUGGCUAUCCUGUGUUACAUGUAUCAAGAACUCAAAACUGUUCAAUAAUAAUUUCACAAAAAAGAUAUCUUCUUAAGAAUAAUAUCGAAGGCCCAAGCACAACAUGGAUACUACCGUAUAAUUUUGCCAACGCACUUGAACCAAACUUUGACAUAACAAUUCCUGCAGGCUGGCUCUCAGGAACAACAAAAGAGCUCAUUCCAGACAUUAAUCAAAAUUGGACAUGUGAUGAUUGGCUUAUUUUUAACAAACAGCAAACAGGAUAUUAUCGAAUCAACUAUGACGACAAUUUAUGGAACCUAAUAGUUAUAACCCUUAGUAAGAAUCAUAGCACUAUUCAUCAUUUAAAUCGAGCCCAGCUAAUAGAUGAUGCAUUGAAUAACGCCCGUACUGGACGAUUGAGCUACGAACUUGCCUUGCAGUUAUUACGUUAUUUAUCUAAAGAACUAAACUAUGUACCAUGGGCUGCCGUUGACCGGAAUUUACGAAUUUUAAGUGUUCUUCUCAAUGGCUCAUCAUCAUACAGUCUUUGGCUUCGGUACUGUCUUGAAUUCCUUUAUCCAAUUUAUGAACAUAUGGGAAUAGUGACUCAUGAAGAGGAUUCCUUGAUGCAAAGAAUGGCACGAGAAAUUGUUGUUGCAUGGACGUGUAAAGUAGGAUCACUUCGCUGUUUAAAUGAUUCAACAUCUAUAGUGGAAAGUGUUGUUGGAAAACUUACACCCGAUAUAGACCCCGAUUUAAGGGAAACGAUUAUUUGUAACGGUUUAAGGAGUGCGUCCUAUGAUGCUUUUAAUUACUUUUGGAAGCAAAUGCAAGCUUCACAAAAUCAAGCAUAUCGUUCUGAGUUAAUUCGAGCUUUAGGAUGCACGCAAAAUGGCGAAUUCCUCACAAAAUUGCUCAAUACCACAAUUGAUGAAAACGGUGUAUACUAUUUUCCACAGGAACGAGAAAGAGUUUUGCUUUCUGUUUUAAGUAACGGAAUCCUAGGUAUGAAUAUUUCCACAUUAUUCCUGGAACGCUAUAUGGAUCAGAUCAAUAUUAACUACAAUAAAGGAAAUUUCGGAGGAAGAGCGAUAAGCUCUAUCAUUAAAAAUAUGGCAAAACAAACUGCUAGCGAAAACAUGCACCUACGCCUUCAAAAUCUCAUGGCAAAACUUUUUGAAAAAGGAUAUUUACGCAACUCAGAUAUGCUGCAAAGUCUAGAACAAUCUAGUGAAAACCUCAACUGGAUACGUGACAAGGGUAAAGAAAUAGAGCGCUGGUUGGAGCAGCAAUAUCAACCACCAACAUAUCAACCCAAUACGGUAUCUUCUGCACUGACCUCUACAUUGUUCGAUAAUGGCAGCACACUGCAAGCCAAUGAUACUACACUACAAACUACCCUCCAAACCAAUGCAGCAAUUGCGAGUUCCAUAACGUUUAAUAACUCCUUUAUAUCCACAUCCAUCUUUACCAACGAAAAUAGUAUUACAAGCAUGUCAACGCAAUCGUUAGCAGUAUCUAUAGCAGCUUCCACAGAAAUUUAUGAAAGUACGGAAAAAAAUGAUUCAAAUAUUGUUUAUCCGGCUAAUAUUACUUUAUUAAUCACAUUUUUAGUUAUAUUUCACAUAAAAAUGUUAACAUAAAAAUGUCACAUAAGUUAGAAAUAAGGUAACAAGAAAAUAAGGAAUUAUUAGGGGAAAAAAUAGAACUCAUUACAUGCUUUCGUGAACAUCUAUAACAACGGAACAGAAAAACUAAACACAAUCUAUACUCAUACUAUGAACUACCCAACUAACUAACUAACUAACUAACUAACUAACUAACUAACUAUAAAAUGAAAAGCAAUUCUGCAAAACAAAGCAUUCUAACAAAACAAUUUUGACCUAUUAUUCAUUGUUGAUGCAUCCUAUUUAUGUAAUUAUUUUAGAACAAUAUUA